This is a messenger RNA of Malus domestica (apple), 387 nucleotides long. RefSeq names its product isoaspartyl peptidase/L-asparaginase-like. NCBI's taxonomy places the organism in Eukaryota, Viridiplantae, Streptophyta, Magnoliopsida, Rosales, Rosaceae. Gene Ontology annotation, molecular function: hydrolase activity. The record is from RefSeq and is a predicted model, not a curated record.
AUGAGAAGGAAGAAACUCCAGACGCUGAUGGUGAUAGUAAACUUGGGACUGUUAGCUUCUGCAACUUCUACUAGCGGAUUAGUCAACAAGAUGGUUGGCCGGAUUGGUGACACGCCCAUCAUUGGUGCAUGGACAUAUGCCAACAAUCUCUGCGAAGUUUCUGCUACGGCCAAAGCCGAAGCAAUUAUUCGUGGCACGGUUGCAAGGGAUGUGGCAGCUCUUAUGGAGUUCAAAGGUGUUUCUCUCAUAGAAGCACCAGAUUAUGUCGCGGUCGUGGAGGAGGGUGCUCCAAAAGGAAAUGUAGGGCUGGUUGCUGUGUCUGCCGUAGGUGAAGUCACCAUAUAUGCCUUUCAAUACCACCGGUAUGUUUCGAGCUUGCGCCACUGA